AUGGCCGACCUAACUAAGAUCCAAGGUUUCAAUCUUAUCCAAGAGACCUACAAGCAGGUCGGCGACCAUCCAAUUCGCGCCGAUAUUCUCGUGCCGCAGACGACGUACGAGGGGAAAAGACCUAUAGUUGCCCGCUUUCACGGUGGUGGACUGGUAAUGGGUGACUCUCUAUACAUGGACUGGUUUCCAUACUGGCUGUCCGAUCUUGCCCUUGAGCACGAGGCUGUUAUUGUCAGCGCCAAUUACCGCUUGAUGCCUCAAGCAACUGGCUUGGACAUCUAUGACGACAUAAAAGACUUCUGGGCAUGGCUACAGUCUCCAGUUGUGGAAGAGAUUCUAGCGACGUACACCACACCCACCGAAAUCGACCUUGCACACAUCCUCGUGACGGGAGAGUCAGCUGGUGGACUGCUGAGCAUCAAUUCUGCCCUCCAGCUUGCGAAUUCAGAUUUUGUCGGAUUUCCCGUGCGCGCUGCCAUUGGCAUGUACCCAACUGUAGACAUGAACUCCACGGAUUUUACUGAGCCUCGUACGACCCCUCCCUUUGGGCAGCAUUUCGACGAAUCGAUCAUCAGCGCGAUUCUAGACACCGCUCCAGACGGGCCUAUCACUUCAACAUCCGGUGAUUACCUCCCUCUGAUGCUGGCCGCGAUCGAAUACGGGUACCUGGGGGAUUGGUACGCGCGAGACUCCCAUCACUCUGAAACACUAUACCCCGUUCAGCAACUGAAAAAGGGAGUUCAGAUCCCCAGAGGAGGUAUUACCAUCAUUCAAGGGCUCAACGAUACUGUAGUGCCGCCGCACCAUUCAGAGCCCUUUAUCACUCGACUAGCUAAGGUAACGGCCGGCCAGCCAGGGAACGACAAGAUUCAUCUCAUUACCCACGACGGUACAUGCUGCUUUCAGAUUCUUGAAACUGAGACGCGGCAGUACCUAUGCUUUGGAGCGAGUGUACCGGCCUUUCGGAAAUCAAACCACCGAGCGGGAUGGUUAUAUGACCACCACUAUGCCGUCCUUAAUCCAUUUCUCACCUUCCCACAUGCUUUUACUGGUGUGAUAUUUACCACUACUCAAAUCGGCAAAACCAUGUCCUCAAUCCACAUUCCCGGCCUCCUACAACCCGUCAUUGCCCUGAACGGAUGGACUUUCCUCGUCGAGAUCUGGAUGUUUGCUACACGUAUUCCUGCCGUCGGACACCUGAAGGAAUCCUCCGAUCCGGCCAUCACUAAGGCCGAGCUGAACGAGAAGACGCCGCCCUCUGUGCGCUGGAAGGGCGACAACUACAACAACCUCCUGGAGCAGCCGACGCAGUUCUAUGCCGUUGCACUGGCUCUCGCGAUUGCCCGCCACGGCGAGGAUAAUUCUGUCGACCAGGGACUAGCGUGGGCGUAUGUUGGGACAAGAAUCAUGCAUAGUCUCAUCCAGUGCACGAGCAAUAUUGUCCCUUUGAGGUUCUGUGUGUUUGCGGUCUCUUCCGGAAUUCUGGCUGCGCUGACAGUCAGGGCGGCGGCGGCUGUGUUCUAA
Molecule: messenger RNA, 1524 nt
Organism: Aspergillus nidulans FGSC A4
Lineage: Eukaryota; Fungi; Ascomycota; Eurotiomycetes; Eurotiales; Aspergillaceae
Exons: 4
Coding region: 1-1524 (507 amino acids)
Cellular component (GO): membrane
Molecular function (GO): hydrolase activity
Source: RefSeq, a predicted model, not a curated record